AUGAUUCCUGUCAAUUCUGUACAUAUCAAUCCAGGUAAAUCUGCUGAAAUUAUCGGUCACAAUGAACACAUGCUAUGUACAAUGUUGCUUCACUUGCCAAUAAAAUCAUUGUUCCGCUUCAAGUUAGUAUCGAAACAAUGGCGUUCAUUGCUCUCGAGCUCCCAUUUUGUAUCGAGGUACAAUCUUCUUCACCCUCCCUUGCUUUCUGGUCUUUUCUUAGUCCCAAAAUGUUGGAAUGAAGUUGAACACAAUCAAAUAGAGUAUAUCUCCUUAGGCCAAAAUCAGUCAAAUGUUCCGAAUUAUGACUUCAGUACCAUCAAACUAUUGCAAUCUUGUAAUGGAUUAUUGUUAUAUUGUGAUCAAGAGGGUAAACAUUCUGUUCUCAAUCCCACAACUCGUAAAAGUAAACUCCUUCCUUCUAGCACAACUAGCUCUCCUUAUUACAGUCUUGUGUUUGAUCCUACAAUUUCACCGCACUACAAGAUUAUCUGUGUUGAGGAAACAUAUCACAAUAAGUACAAAAUUUCUAUGUAUCUAUCAAACUCGAGUAGUUGGAUAUCCAUAUCCUCCAAUGUACCGGACUUUCUUGCCCCGCGUGAUAUAGACUUCACAAGCGGGAUAUACUGCAAUGGCUCGAUCCAUUGGACAAAAAGGACACCAAGGGGCUUGUACUUUAAUGUGGAGAAGGACACUCUAAGUCUUAUGCCAGAGUGUCCUAGACAGGAACAAUAUAGUUGUGAGUACUUUGGCCACUCUAGUGGGUAUUUGCAUUGUGUGUUUACCAUGGAAAGGUUGCGUUACUACGAGCUUUUCGAGAUGAAAAAAGAUUAUUCAGCAUGGGAUUUUAAAUGUAGAAUUGAGAUUAACAUGGAGUUUAACUAUCAAAAUCCUCAAUUUAUGUAUAAGUGUCAUGUGUUGUCAGUUUUUCGUGGUCAAAAUAGGGAAGUUUUGGAGAUUAUAAUGUCCAUUCCUGGUGAAGUUAUAGCCUAUGAUUGUAAGAAAAAGACUUACAGGAAGAUGUAUGAAUCGAAACUAAGUGCUAAAGAUAAGAAAAUUUGGUAUGGUAUCUACCAUGUUUAUGAGUGCUUUGAGAGCCUGUACCCUGUUUGA
This is a messenger RNA of Beta vulgaris subsp. vulgaris (sugar beet), 1110 nucleotides long. Its product is annotated as F-box protein At5g07610-like. NCBI's taxonomy places the organism in Eukaryota, Viridiplantae, Streptophyta, Magnoliopsida, Caryophyllales, Amaranthaceae. Bases 1 to 1110 code for a protein of 369 amino acids. The record is from RefSeq and is a predicted model, not a curated record. The transcript has a single exon. Gene Ontology annotation, molecular function: protein binding.